AUGCCCCUCCCACCCGACACCACGCCCGCGCCGCAGCCCAAGGGCAUCUUCCUGCCCGGCAUGACGCCCACGACCGCGGCGCCCGCGCCGUCACCGCUGCCCGUCUGGCCCAAGCAAGCAGAAGACGACAGCAAAGACAGCAGCGCCCCCUCGACCGCAGCCACAACCGAGGACUCCAAUAAACCCACUUUCGACGUCCCGCGCCUACGUCUGCAUAUCAACGACCUCUCACACGCAGGGACGCACAUCUUCCUGCGCGCCCUCAACGACGCCCCCGCCAUCUUCGCGCGCGCUGUGCUCAACGUGCAGACGCACCUCUACUCCACCCCCACAACCCACACAACGCACUGCCCACCCACCCGCUCCGUGACGCUGAUCCUGCGGGCCAUGGACGGCGUAGCCUACACAACAGGCACAGAUCUCGACAACGACCACAAGGAGAUCCACCUCUCGCUAAAAUACGUCGCCGCGCAACCCGAGUGGCGUCAGACGCAGGAACUGACCGGCGUGCUGACGCACGAGCUGGUGCACUGCUACCAGCAUAACGGCCUGGGCGCGGCGCCGGGCGGGCUGAUCGAGGGCGUGGCCGACUGGGUGCGGCUGCGGUGCUCACUGGCACCGCCGCACUGGAAGCGCGACGACGCCGGCGCGAGGUGGGACGCCGGAUACCAGCACACGGCCUACUUCCUGGAGUACCUCGACGUCCGCUUCGGCGACGGCACCGUGCGCCGCCUCAACGAGAAGCUGCGCGUGUGCAGGUACGAGCAGAAACCUUUCUGGACGGAGCUGCUGGGGCGGCCGGUCGAGCAGCUGUGGGACGAUUACAAGGCCGAGUUGAAAAAGGGCAAGGAGGGCGAGGGGGACAAAGGGGGCAAGGGCAAGAAGCAGGAGGAUGCGAAGGGUGGGAGUAGUAAAGGCAGCACCACAACAACAGCUGCUACACGGACGACAGAGAAUAAAGGGUCCGGGGAACAGGAGAAGGAGGACCUCGAGACGGACGGGGAGACCAGCACUGGAACAUCGGACGAGACCUAG
Anthostomella pinea is the source of this 1035-nucleotide messenger RNA. NCBI's taxonomy places the organism in Eukaryota, Fungi, Ascomycota, Sordariomycetes, Xylariales, Xylariaceae. The record is from the annotation of a GenBank genome assembly.